Olea europaea var. sylvestris is the source of this 1495-nucleotide messenger RNA. Its product is annotated as probable hexokinase-like 2 protein. Gene Ontology annotation, biological process: intracellular glucose homeostasis; glycolytic process; glucose 6-phosphate metabolic process. Bases 10 to 1485 code for a protein of 491 amino acids. The transcript has 9 exons. Lineage: Eukaryota; Viridiplantae; Streptophyta; Magnoliopsida; Lamiales; Oleaceae. Gene Ontology annotation, cellular component: mitochondrion; cytosol. The record is from RefSeq and is a predicted model, not a curated record. Gene Ontology annotation, molecular function: ATP binding; D-glucose binding; glucokinase activity.
AUUAGACAGAUGAGGAAGGAGGUGGUGGUGGCGGCGGCGGCUGUAACAGUGGGUGCAGCAGCAGUCGGUGUGGCAGUGUUUUUGAAACAUUGGGAGCAGCAGAGAGAGCGGCGAUUGAGACAAGCAAAACGACUUCUUCGCAAAUUCGCCAACGAUUGUGCCACUCCGGUGGCUAAACUUUGGAAUAUAGCCGAUGACUUGGCCUCGAAAAUGGAAUCUGGGCUUUCAUCGGAGGAAAGUAUAUUGGGGAUGCUUGUUUCCUAUGUCGCACCACUCCCUACAGGUGAAGAGAAAGGUAUAUAUUAUGGGAUAAAUCUACGAGGAACAAAUUUUCUUAUGAUCCGAGGAAGUCUUGGAGGGAAGAAUUUACCUAUUUCUGAAUUGCAAAGGGAAGAGGUUGCAAUUCCUUCGACUGCCAUGGAUGGAGAUUCUACCAAAGAAUUAUUUGAUUUGAUUGCUGUGGAGCUAGCCAAAUUUAUUUCAGUACAUAGUGAAAUUGAUGGCAAGGCAGAAUCAAGAGAAAGAAAAUUGGGAUUCACAGUUUCAUUCCCAGUGGAGGAAGAUGCAAGAUCCUCAGGCACUGCCAUUAAAUGGAGGAGUUUAUCGGUCAAUGACAUAGUUGGCAAAGAAUUGACGAAUGACAUCAAUCGAGCCUUGGAGAAGCAUGGUAUAGACUUGCGGGUUUUUGCACUAGCUAAUGAUACUACAGGAGAUUUGGCUGGAGCAAUAUACUACAGCAAAGAGAAUGUGGCUGCAAUAACUUUAGGAAUGGGAACAGAUGUUGGAUAUGUAGAAUCAGCAGAACAAGUUCCAAAAUGGCAUGGCCAAUCACCCAAUUCUGGAGAAAUGAUUAUAAAUAUGCAAUGGGGAAAUUUCAGUUCCUCCCAUCUCCCCUUUACAGAGUUUGAUGCCUCUUUAGAUGCUGAGAGCUCAAAUCCUGGUAGCAGGAUGUUUGAAAAGCUUAUUUCAGGAAUGUAUCUAGGAGAGAUUGUUAGGAGGGUUUUGCUCAAGAUGGCUCAAGAAACAGCUUUAUUCGGAGAAUGGGUUCCACCUAAGCUUGCAACUCCAUAUUUGUUGAGAUCGCCAGAUAUGGCUGCCAUGCACCAAGACACAUCAGAGGAUUUCGAAUUGGUGGAUGAGAAACUGAAGGAAAUCUUCGAGAUAAACUAUUCGACUCAAAUGGCUAGAGAAUUAGUCGCAGAAGUGUGCGACGUCGUAGCAGAACGUGGAGCUCGACUCGUGGGAGCCGGCAUUGUGGGAAUUGUUAAAAAGCUUGGAAGAAUUGCAAACAAGAAGAGUGUUGUUACAAUUGAAGGUGGACUUUACGAACACUAUAGAGUAUUCAGAAACUAUCUGCAUAAUAGUGUAUGGGAAGUGCUGGGAAAUGACCAUUCGGACAAUGUGAUUAUUGAAAAUUGUCAUGGUGGAUCUGGGGCUGGUUCUAUCUUUUUGGCAGCUUCCCAAACAUAUAAUGCAGGUUCAUAAAACUUUUUCA